AUGAAAGCCACGCCAGGCCCUGGCCUUCCUUGCAAGAUGCCCCGUCCCAUGCCACGCCACGCCAUGCCAUGCCAUGCCUAUGCCAGGUACCCGUACUCCGUCUCGGGCCCCAAAAAGCAAGCCAAACGGGUAUCCUUGCUCCAUGCCGAUAAUCAGUUGUUGCCCAGAGGCGAAGGCGAGGAACGCAACAAGAUCAAAACUAGAGCCGUGCCGUGGCUUCUCGCCGGUGGUGCGCACUGCCUGACUGCGCAAGCCUUGGUGUGGCGGCAGAGAGAGCGAGAAAGAGUCAGGUCUCAACGUCUCAGCGCAUUCGGUCUCCUUUUGCCUUUCAGGGAGAGAGUGACUGAAAUGAUGAAAUGCCCUAGCCCGACCAACCUGGUUUUCUGCCAGCACUUUACUGUUGAGGCCCAACCAACAUGGUUCAUGUCUGCACAACUGGCGCGACCCGGGGAGGAAAUUCAAUGGCGAAGCGGCCAGAAUCGCGGCCUUGGAAAGGAAAGAGAUGGGUCUGCGAUGACUGCUUCCCGGUACAUUGGGCUGGUCCACUCAUGGAAGCAUGAGAAAGAGUACUUCCUACAGGGCUCCUCAUGUAACAGGGCACCUGCACCGCAUCGCCGGUACGGAUACACUGUGUCUACUCCCAACCAAGGUAACUUCUAUCCCACAAGAAGGACCGCCGAAAUCGAAGAUGGGGAAAGGGAGAGAGUACGCAGUACGCACUACGCAGCAGAGAAAGAUACUUACCUUGAGCCUGGUGCCCCGUUCCUUUUGCCGGUACGUAUCGCUCCGUCCGUCCUCACCUUAGGCUCACCGGAACACUUGGUUUUCGUCCCCGUCUCCAUCUUUGCUAGCAGCUUGCGGCUUGCCCUUCUGCUUGUCUCCUGCUGCGCAUCUGCACUGACGGUUGUCGCCCCUACCAGGGUCUUCCUGAGAUACCACGGAGAGCAGGGGUCAUUGGCCUCCAGGGGUGCACUCUAUCCGACCAAUUCAUCCAUCCGUCCACCCAUCCACGCAUACAUGAAUGGUGACGGACGACUGGCGGACGAGCCUCGACGUUGCUUCCAAUCCACGCUUCUACUUCCACCUCCAGAGCCUUUACUCAAACGUAGCGCCUGGAGAGAACCCUUGUUCUACCUGCUGCCGACCUGUCAUUCUGCCGCGAUCCUUAGCGCAUGUUUUCGCUGCAACCCGAUUCAAAACGCUGCUGUCGCAUGCUUUGCCAAAGACUUUCUGUUUACAUUCAUCGGAGCCGGUGCUGCGUUGGAGGGGGAAAUCGCAUUCAGGAGGAAAAGGGAAAAGAAUAGAGAGUCUGGAUGCUUUUGCAAGCUUGGUUCCCGAUAUCCCUUCACACGCGAAGAGAGAGGGGGGAAAAAACUUGCUCGCUUGCCAAACUUGCUGCACACCCUCUCUUUCGCUUUCUCGUCUCUUCUUCCGCCCAUUCUUGCUUAUUGUUGCAAGGCUCUCCCAUCUUUGCAUUCUGAUGAGGGCUGCACGUCCCGUCUGACUCUCACGACUCGGACGGGUGUGGGCUCUAGCUGCGGGACAAACCGAAGCAGCAAUGUGAACGAAGGGUCGCAUUAUACGGAGGCAUCCAUGCCGAUGGUUCUCGGUGAUUACAACUUUGCCCAGCCUGACAGCACCCAUAUGCUGCUAUUGUCCAUGUGUGACUGUCCGACUCAAGAUGCUGAGCGUCAAUCCUACUGCCUCGUACAUUCCAUCCCUUGGUUCCUCGAGCAGCUUGGGCGGGCGGCCGGCGACGACGACCCGGGCGUGUCACACUUCUCCCUGCCGUGCUCCUCAUUUCGGGAGGGGAAUGGUAACAGCGAUCCGUUGCCCAUCGUCACGCCUCCUCGCGUCGCUGAGCCCGUGCCCUCUCGUUCCCAUUGCUUCGCUUCAAAAAUUUCUUCCCAGCUGUCAUUCGGGGACAGCUUGUCGGGCAAGGAAAAAGGCGUGACCAAAAUUUCUGUUCAUUUGCUUCUUAUAUGCGGAAUUGGUGCUAUUACGCCGGACACGAGGAUAGAGGCGGCUAGAUCCAGCAUGUUCCGUCAAGAACCAAUCCAUGGCAUGCAACCAGCCAUUUCCCAGUUCAUUUUCGAGGCUAGUACCCACGUUUUUGCAUUUUGCACCCUCCCAGAGCCGACCUUUCGCGUCCCCUUUGGCCAGUUUGUUGGCGGGAAUCAGAUCAAUGGCUCUGUCAAAUUCACGCAACCUGGAAACCUCGUUCUACCACAGAAUAGGGAGGUUCUGCGCGCCGUGGCACACUCGGGAACGGGGACAAGACAACCGCUGACAGUGAAUCGACUGUCGACCACGCUGCAGUGUAAUGUUGAACCUGCAGGUUCCAGAAAAGUUUAA
This is a messenger RNA of Colletotrichum lupini, 2355 nucleotides long. RefSeq lists its product as uncharacterized. The transcript is spliced from 16 exons. NCBI's taxonomy places the organism in Eukaryota, Fungi, Ascomycota, Sordariomycetes, Glomerellales, Glomerellaceae. The record is from RefSeq and is a predicted model, not a curated record. The coding region runs from base 1 to 2355 and encodes 784 amino acids.